AAAAAGAAAAACAGAAAUCUCAGAUGCAGAGCGAGCAGAUGUAUUCAAUCCCCGGAUCUCGAAAAGGAAUGAAUCCGAUCUUCUCAUUUUUGUGUUUAUAUCUUUGUGUAAGAGGUCGACACUCGUUUUGUUCGAACUUUUCUGCCCUAUUUUGUCACAGAUCCAUCCACAAGAUCCUUCAGAGAUGAAAUCUGCGUGAAUCCUGAUCUUCUCAGACAAGGAUGUUGAGGCCAGUUUUGCGAGGCAGUAACUGCAUCUGCUUAAUUCUUCAUGUAUCAUCAGUCGUAUAGUAUACCUCUGGUAUAAUUGAUGACAACACUCUUCAUCUGCUGCAAAUAUGAAAAUGAACAACAAAAAAUAGUGUAACGUCUGCCGUUAAAAAUGAAGAAAGACCACAAAACAAAAGUUGAUGUCUGCCGGAAAAAAUUUGUAACGUCUGCCGGGAAAGCAAAAAGGAGCGGGAAAAAGGUGUAACGGCUGCCGUAAAGAAAUGAAAAAGAGAAGCAAAAAGGUGUAACGGCCGCCGCAAAGAAAUGAAAAAGAGAAGCAAAAAGGUGUAAAGGUUGCCGUAAAAAAAAAAAAGAAAAAGAGUGCCAAAAAGGUGUAACGGGCGGCGGGAAGAAAUGAUAAAGAAGAAAAAAAGUUCACCGUAAAAGUGUUACGUUUUCAACCCAACAAACAAACAAGGAAGAGUGGGGCUAGGCGCGAUGGGUCAGAUCCGGCCGUUUUCUCGUCAUCCACUGGUUUUUUAGGAGGAAAAUGUUAGUGGUAAUUAAAGUGCUUCUUCACCCCCAACAAAACCAACAAUAAUGUCACAUAGAGACGUGUACACCAUGGAAGAGUUCCUUGAAGUCCUCUCCCUUCAGGAACAGACCGUCUUCCUCGAGAUCAAGCGCAAGCAGCGCGCCGCAGCUGCUGGUGCCGCAGGCUCCAGCGUGUGUUCCCAGGAGGACAUGCUGGAGAUGAUGGCCCUCCAGCAGAAGAAGGCCGCCUUCGAGAAGAAGUGGCGGGAGGCGAUAGCCAACCCCAAUGUCCGCCGCCCCACUGUGAUGGAGCUCUUUGGGGGGCUUCAUUACUCUGAACCUCUUCCUCCCUCUCCUCCUCCCCCGUUGAUCACGAUGACCGUGCUCAUCCCACCUCUCCCCCUCCGGCGACCUUCUCCCCCGGAGAGAGUUCCGGCUCCCUCUCUAGAGAAGUGCGUGGCUCUGGGGAGGAGAGGAGGGACCCAAGUCAUGCUGGCCCUCGUUCCGUUGGAAGUAAAAUUAAUUUAAUUUAUUCACAUUUCUUUUUCCUAGCUUGCUUCUUUCUCUCUUUACGUUAUCUUUUUUUGUUUUGUCCCUUGUGUUAAUUAUUUAUUUCUCUAUUUUUUAAAAUAAAAAAACGAGUCCAAAGCUUAAUCUCCCAGAUCUGAAGAAGGAAGUAACGUAUUCGAUCAUCGACAAGAUCUUCAGAGAUUAAAUCUGCGUGAAUCCUGAUCUUCUCAGACAAGGAUGUUGAGGCCAGUUUUACAAGGCAGUAACUGCAUCUGCUUAAUUCUUCAUGUAUGAUCAGGAACGUUGGAGGGGGUAAUUAACAACCGCAGCGCUUGAAGAAGAGAGAGGGAAGCUAAUUAAGGUGGCAUUAUCAAAUAGAUGGAUGGUGCCUGCGUGUGGACUGAUAAUUAAAUACUAUGAAUUGUAUUUAAUUAAGUGUUUACUUUAUUUAGUAAUGUUUUUAUUAAUUAAAUAUAAAUAUCAUAAUGUGUAACAACAUGCAAUGUAUGGAAGACAUGAAUCGUGAACAAGUUUAACAAUUAAGCUAUUUCCUUUUC
Molecule: messenger RNA, 1810 nt
Organism: Cuscuta campestris
Lineage: Eukaryota; Viridiplantae; Streptophyta; Magnoliopsida; Solanales; Convolvulaceae
Source: the annotation of a GenBank genome assembly